ACCCGGCGGCCUGGAGUCACGUGGGGCCCAGCUGGGCGGCCUCUGGGGAAGUUGGGCCAAGAUGGCGACAGUGAGAAAGGCACUCCCGCGGCGGCUGGUGGGCUUGGCGUCUCUCCGCUGCGUUAACACUUCAGCCAUGGGCACAUUCCCAAAGUGGGUGAAGAUCGUGGAAGUUGGUCCCCGGGAUGGUCUGCAGAAUGAAAAGAAUAUUGUAUCUACUCCAGUGAAAAUCAAGCUGAUAGACAUGCUUUCGGAAGCUGGACUCCCUGUUAUUGAAGCCACCAGCUUUGUCUCUCCCAAGUGGGUCCCCCAGAUGGCUGACCAUACUGAAGUCUUGAAAGGCAUCCAGAAGUUUCCUGGGAUCAACUAUCCAGUCCUGACUCCAAAUGUGAAAGGCUUCAAGGAAGCGGUAGCUGCUGGAGCUAAGGAAGUGAGCAUCUUCGGAGCUGCCUCAGAGCUCUUCACCAAGAAGAACGUGAACUGUUCCAUAGAGGAGAGUUUCCAGCGCUUUGAUGGAGUCAUGAAGGCUGCACAGACCGCCAGCAUUCCUGUUCGGGGGUACGUCUCCUGUGCCCUCGGAUGCCCCUACGAGGGGAAGGUCUCCCCGGCUAAAGUAGCUGAGGUCGCCAAGAAGUUGUACUCAAUGGGCUGCUAUGAGAUCUCCCUUGGGGACACCAUAGGCGUGGGCACCCCAGGGCUCAUGAAAGACAUGUUGUCUGCUGUCAUGUGUGAGGUCCCUGUGGCGGCCCUGGCUGUUCACUGCCAUGAUACCUACGGCCAAGCCCUGGCUAACACCUUGGUGGCCCUGCAGAUGGGAGUCAGUGUUGUGGACUCUUCUGUGGCAGGACUUGGAGGCUGUCCCUAUGCACAAGGGGCCUCAGGGAACUUGGCCACCGAGGACCUAGUCUACAUGUUAACUGGUUUAGGGAUUCACACGGGUGUGAACUUCCAGAAGCUCCUUGAAGCUGGGGAUUUUAUCUGUCAAGCCCUGAACAGAAAAACCAGCUCCAAAGUGGCACAGGCUACCUGUAAACUUUGAGCCCCUUGCCCAAAUGAAGACGGGGGUUUGUGGGAGUAGGGUAUGUGCAAAUGAUUCCUGGAUGGGGAAAUGGAAUGAGAACAAAAUUAAAAGGCAUCACCAAGGGGGUGAGGGCUGAAGCUGCUGCUUAACCUUGGGCUGUCCCUGCCAGACCUGAGGCCUGAGCUCAGUGAGUGGCUUUGGGGUCUGGAAACCUCCCUUCCCUGUGGACCAGUUCCCCAGAGUGGUCCUGAGUGGUUCAAGUGCCUAAAAGCCUGCUUGGGAUGGCCCUGGGUUUCCCGGGUGAGUGUUGGCUAGCUGAGCUGAUGUGGACACAGCUCCACCCUGCAGACACUCUGGGCUCUUUACUUCUGGGGCAGAGGGAAAUUUCCCCAAAGCCAGCAGAGCAUUUGCCUAGAGGCAUGAGAGAUGAGCCGCUGUGGUAACCAUCUGCCAACUCCAGCACCUCUGGAAAAUCUCCACUCUCUACAUGAUUUUUGAAAACUUAUGUAACUAAAAAAAAGCUUAUAUAAUUAAAUACUUAAUUUUCUAGUAUUCAAUCACAAA
Molecule: messenger RNA, 1585 nt
Organism: Nannospalax galili (Upper Galilee mountains blind mole rat)
Lineage: Eukaryota; Metazoa; Chordata; Mammalia; Rodentia; Spalacidae
Gene: Hmgcl
Product: 3-hydroxy-3-methylglutaryl-CoA lyase
Exons: 9
Coding region: 62-1039 (325 amino acids)
Biological process (GO): ketone body biosynthetic process; L-leucine catabolic process
Molecular function (GO): hydroxymethylglutaryl-CoA lyase activity
Source: RefSeq, a predicted model, not a curated record